CUAGGCGAGGGAGACAGACGGGCCGCACGCAGACACUGCGGCUGCCGGCAACUUUUUUUUCCUUUAUUUUUAUUUUAAUUUCCAUUUGUUAUCAAAACUACCCUAAAUUAUUUCACCAAACUUUCUUUUACUCUGUCAACUCACUAUAGAAAGAGGCGCGGUCACCAGUCGCGUUAGCCUGUCCGGAGCGAGAACCGGAGAUUGAAGAUUUCGUCCGACUUUUUAGAGGAGACUCGACUCCCUGUCCACCGCCGCCGUCAAGUUUUAGUAUGUUUUUUCCAUUUUGCUUUAAACUUUAGACUCCGCGAAUCCCGGGACGUUUGUUUUGUUAUCAUUUUGGUUUUAGAAAAGUAUUAGGCUAUUUGCUGUGCGAGGAUUUUUUUUUUUUUUUUAAAGACAGCGCCCCCACCCAACUUUUUCCUUUUUACUACCCCCUGCACCCCCCAAAGCCUGGCAUUGCCGUGUCCCGUCCGUCCGAAUCUGAUGACAGGGGGUCAGUACCAGGUCACUGAAAGGGGUGGCUGUAAUAAGUUUACUUUUUGUUUUCUAUACUUCAUACUGGUUAGAUAGGUUCAAUUAACUAUAGCGUACUGGACAUGGGCAUUAUUAAACCGGAUUGAGUGUCAGAAGAAAAGUCAAACAAAAGAAAAGAGGCUGUCCUCCAUUUCUGAGAAGGUUUUCAUCAUCACAGUGUUCUGACUGCCCCACCCCAUGACCAAGAUGGCCUCCGCCUCUGUAAAGGUGGCGGUGAGGGUUCGGCCCUUCAACUCCCGCGAAACAAGCCGCGAUGCCAAGUGUGUCAUCCAGAUGCAGGGCAGCUCCACCUGCAUCUCAAAUCCCAAGCAAUCCAAAGACGCGGCCAAGAACUUCACAUUUGACUACUCGUACUGGUCGCACACAACGCCGGAGGACCCAAGCUUUGCCUCACAGAGGCAAGUGUAUUUGGACAUAGGGGAGGAGAUGUUGCUGCACGCGUUUGAAGGCUACAAUGUCUGCAUAUUUGCCUACGGGCAGACGGGCGCUGGCAAAUCCUACACAAUGAUGGGCAAACAGGAGCCUGGCCAGCAGGGCAUCAUCCCGCAGCUUUGUGAAGAUUUGUUCAAACGCACAUUGGAGAACGCCAGCCCAGACUUGUCUUUCUCUGUGGAGGUGUCCUACAUGGAGAUUUACUGCGAGCGUGUGCGUGACCUUCUCAACCCCAAAAGCAAGAGCUCCCUCAGGGUGAGAGAGCACCCCAUCAUGGGCCCCUACGUGGAGGACCUCUCCAAGCUGGCUGUUACCAACUUCAACGACAUCGCCGACCUCAUGGACUGUGGUAAUAAGGCCAGGACGGUGGCGGCGACCAACAUGAACGAGACGAGCAGCCGAUCCCACGCCGUCUUCACCAUCGUCUUCACUCAGCGCCGACACGACCAACUGACCAACCUGGACACAGAGAAGGUCAGUAAGAUUAGUCUCGUCGACCUGGCAGGAAGUGAGAGAGCCGAUUCUUCAGGGGCGAGAGGCAUGAGAUUAAAGGAAGGAGCCAACAUCAACAAAUCCCUGACCACGCUGGGGAAGGUCAUCUCGGCCCUGGCUGAAAUGCAAAGCAGCAAGAAGAGGAAGUCUGACUUCAUCCCCUACAGGGACUCUGUGCUGACCUGGCUCCUGAAGGAGAAUUUGGGUGGGAACUCUCGCACUGCCAUGAUUGCAGCCCUCAGCCCAGCAGAUAUUAACUAUGAGGAGACACUCAGCACUCUGAGGUACGCUGACCGAGCGAAACAGAUCCGCUGCAACGCCGUGAUCAACGAGGACCCCAACGCCCGGCUGAUCCGGGAGCUGAAGGAGGAGGUGAACCGCCUGAGAGACCUGCUGUUCUCCCAGGGCCUGAGCACAGAGCUCCUCACUGCACCAGGCAACGAGGUGAACAACAACAACCGUGUGACAGCAUUGGGCGUGGCCACCCCUCCCCCAGGCCCCAGGACCGCCAAUGAUCAGGCCGUGCCCUCCCAGGAGCCCCCCGCCCCUGGGUCAGACCACGCCCCCGAGUGUGACCCCAGCACCGCCGAAAUAAUAACCCUCACCCCCUCAGACUCCGACGAGUUCGCCCCCCCGGAGGAGCCAAUCAGCAAGGAGGAGGCCGUGGAGCGGCUGAAGGAAACGGAGAAGAUAAUCGCCGAGCUGAACGAGACAUGGGAGGAGAAGCUGAGGAAGACAGAGUCCAUGCGGCUGGAGAGAGAGUCCCUGCUGGCCGAGAUGGGAGUCUCCAUUAAGGAGGACGGAGGGACAGUGGGAGUCUUCUCUCCCAAAGGGACGCCCCACCUGGUGAACCUGAACGAGGACCCCCUGAUGUCUGAGUGCCUGCUGUAUUACAUUAAGGAGGGAGUGACCAGGGUGGGACAGAAGGACGUGGACAUCCGCCUGAGCGGCCAGUGCAUCAAAGAGCAGCACUGCGUCUUCUACAGCCAGGCCAACGACAGCGGAGAGGUGGCCGUGACCCUGGAGCCCCUGGAGGGAGCCGAGACCUAUGUCAACGGGAAGCAGAUCACCGAGCCCCUAGUGCUCAAGCAAGGUAACCGCAUCGUCAUGGGGAAGAAUCACGUGUUUCGCUUCAACCACCCGGAGCAGGCCCGUCUGGAGCGGGAGCGCAGUGCCUGCAUGGACCAGCAGGGGGAGCCGGUGGACUGGAACUACGCCCAGAAGGAGCUGCUGGAGAAACAGGGGAUCGACAUCAAGCUGGAGAUGGAGAAGAGGCUGCAGGACGUGGAGACUCAGUACCGCAAAGAGAAGGAGGACGCUGACUUGCUGCUGGAGCAACACAGACUGUAUGCAGACUCGGACAGUGGAGACGACUCAGACAAGCGCUCGUGUGAGGAGAGCUGGAGGCUCAUCUCCUCCCUCAGAGAGAAGCUGCCCGCCAACAAGGUGCAGUGCAUAGUGAAACGCUGCGGGCUGCCCAGCAGCGGGAAGAAGCGGGAGCCCCUGCGGGUCUACCAGAUCCCCCAGCGCCGCCGCAUCAGCAAGGACCCCAAGCGCGUCACGCUGGCCGACCUCAAGAUGCAGGCCGUCAAGGAGAUCUGCUACGAGGUGGCGCUGGGAGACUUCCGCCACUCGCGGCAGGAGAUCGAGGCGCUGGCCAUCGUCAAGAUGAAGGAGCUGUGCCGCAUGUACGGCAAGCGGGACGGGCAGGAGCGCGACACCUGGCGCGGCGUGGCGCAGGACGUGUGGGACACCGUGGGCAUCGGCGAGGAGCGGGGCCCGGCCGAGGAGGGAGGUGGAGGGAGCGAGGGCGAGGGGGGCAAGGCCGGCGUGUACGACCUGAAGGCUCACAUCGACAAGCUGACGGACAUCCUGCAGGAGGUGAAACUGCAGAACAACAUGAAGGACGAGGAGAUCCGCUCGCUGCGAGACCGCAUGGUGAAGAUGGAGAGCAUCAUCCCCGGGGUGGGACCGCAGGACGAGGGCUCUCUGGAGGACCUUGUGAUGGAGAACGGAGAGGGAGGCGCGCCCCGGAGCGGGGCGGAGGGCGACGAGCAGGAGGGGGCCCCGAAGGAGGUGCGGGUGAGCAAGCUGAUGGAGGAGGACCCGGCGUUCCGCCGGGGGCGCAUGCGCUGGCUGAAGCAGGAGCAGACGCGUCUGCAGAACCUGCAGCAGCAGCAGAUCACCAAGCGUCUGCGCAGGGGCGGGGGCCCAGCCGGCCCCGAGCCCGGGGUCCACCUCCCCGGCACCGGCCGCUUCAUCCCGCCCCAGGACUGCAAGCUCAAGUUCCCCUUCAAGAGCAACCCCCAGCACCGCUACUCCUGGGGCCCGGCCACCGCCUUCAUGCUGGGGAUGGGGGCGGGCGAGGAGGGCCAGGCGGAGGGAGGAGAAGAAGGAGGAGGAGGAGGUGCGGUUGAGCUGGUGCUGGGAGAUGGAGACACACAGAGCCAGGCUAGCGGGAAAAGCACGCCUUCGCCCCCUCCCCCUCCCCCCACCAUGCCCCUGCUGCCCCUCCCCUUCCCGCUGCCCAUGCACGUGCCCGUGAUCAUGGGCCCCGGGGUCGGCGGGAACCACCGCAUGCGCACGCCCAGCCCCAACCGGCCCUGGCAACAGCGCAACUACAACAACGGCAACCAAGGCAACCACUUUCCCCAGCAACAGCCCCAGCCCCAGCCCCGGCGAUACAGGAGAAACUCCAUAGACGGCUCCACCGGCCCCAACAACCCCAGUAACCACAGCAACAGCCCCAACGGCUCCCCCAACAGCCCCAACCACCAGGGGCGGCCGCGCUACCGCCGGCAGUCCUCAAACCCGGGGCAGGAGCGAGACGGGCACCCCCGGCCCCGGGAAGGGGGCUACCCCGACCAGCGCAAACCCGGGUACCACCAACACUACCACCACCCCUACUACAACCAGCAGCCGCAGUACAACCAACCCGGCCCCCAGGAGAGGCCCGGCGGGGGCUGGGGGGGAAACCCCAAAUUCCAGGGCUACACCACCCCGCCCCGGAUGCGCCGGCAGUUCAGCGCGCCAGACCUGAAGAGCAGGGAGACCCCGGUCUGAGAGCGGCUCCGCCGGUCCUCUGUGGAGGACACUGUUCCCCGCUCACGUCCCUGACGCAGGAGACUCCGUUAUUACUGUCCUGAUUCACACCGUUAUUACCGAGAGCGCUCUGUGACUUACCCCCGCCUCUGUUCGACUUACAUACUGUAUACACCAUUUCUCUCUCCCUCCAUCCCUCCAUCCCUCUCUCUGUUUAGGGCCCAGCUGUGAGCUUUUGUAUUAAUUGGCAUUAAUGCCGGCCUGCGCGGGACAUGGCAUUGUUUAUGUCCGUUUUAAGACCAAGCCGGCCUGGUAAAUGAGUGAACAAGUGUUUUCCGAAGACAUAGGUAGAAGAACUGCACCCCAGGUGCAUUAAUGCUAAAUAGUGCUGACGUGCCAUGGGUCCAAUGGGCCAGUGCAUACUCCUGGGUUUACACUAAAGACUGAUUUGAUACUGAAUUGUGGAAUCAUCAGUUUGGGUUAGGCUCAUCAAUACACAACACAAAGGAAGGCUUCAGGAACAAUCAUUGUUGUAUUCUUGGACCAGAGAAAUUCUUGUUGAACGCGUGUCACUUAUAGCGAGAACACGCAGUUACUUGGUUAUCACCCUGUAUGAGCAAUACCACUGACAUGCACAGUGAGCACAGGACAGUAAUCAUGAUAUUGCUGGGCCUUAACUACAAUACCCAUGCAUACACACCCCUUCCUCCUGUUCCCCACACCCUUGACAAUAACGGGAGUCCGACAUUAUAUUUCACUCUAUGAAUGAAGUAGAGUGGUCAAGCAGAAGUGCUGGUGUAUGCUGACAAAUGUUUUUGUUUUUUUGUCCCCCCCCCCCCCCCCCCCCUCCCCACAUGCACAGAAUUUAUAUAUAUAUAGCUAAUAAGUAUGGGAGAUGUUCACAUCUGUCGGAGUGCUGUGUCUGUAUAUGCGUUUGUGUGAGAUGUGCAAGUCUACCGCAGGCUGCUGUAGGAUACCGUGGAGGGGAGAGAAUUGGGACGGGUGGGUAAAUUAACAUUAGCUACUGAAACACCCAAAGAAAUUUGUGUCCGGUGUCGGAGAAACUCGGGCGUCCCCCCAAGAGCGGCGAGACCAGCCGGGUUGGCUUCGGCACCGGAGCGUACGUGGUCUCUUAACUGUACCGUGAUGCUGUUUUCCUCUUGAGUUGCUGUUGAUAUUUUUUUUUUUUUUUUUUUGUUCUUUUUCUUUCUUUUUUUUAAUUAUUUUUUUUUUUGACUGUUUUGAGAGUGACACAGCCUCCACAUUGCUCUGGGAGGUCUAGAAAUACUGUAUUUGGUGACGGUAAAGAUGGAGGUGUUGGAACCGGGGUCAUGAAAUGGGUGCCUUUCCAUCCCGGGUGUUUUCACUUCAUUGGUCCCAUCAGCCCCCACCACAACUAUCACGUGUAACUGACUUCAGCCCAUGAGAGCACCUUGCAACACUAACGCCGUUAAGCUCAGAUCAUUUCUGUUUGCUGUUAGGGUUUUUUGUUUUUUUUUAAUCCAUAAAUGAUUUAAUCAUUAUUAGCUGUUCAUUUUUAUGUUGCUGGAUUGAAUUUGUGGGCCGAGGGUGUUGAUAAAUUAAGCGAUUUAUAAACUGUAUUUUCUUCUCUUUUUUUUUUUUUUUUUUUUUUUUUAUGGAAAUUUUAAUUCGUGUGUCAUAAUCGAGGAGUUACUCGCGGCCAUGAUGGAAGUGGUGUGAAGCGUGUUCUGUGUACCCUUCGUGCGCUGCUACCCGGGAGAGGAAGAGGAGCAGGCUAACGAAAGUGGAAGAGGGACCCUUUUACUGUGUGUCUACGGUGUGCAUGUGGGUCUCCUCUCCCACAAUGGGGGUGUUAUGUUACUGCUCAUAAUUAGGGCAGGAUGACCUUGUUCUUUCCCCCAUUUUAACAACACUACAAUGGGAGAUGCUGUGAGGCGAGGACUUCCCCUCUCAGUAAUGACCGACGUAUACUUUAAACCACUGCCGUUUGUUUUACAUACGAGCUGAAGGAUGAGAUUCAACAGCUGUCGAGUAAGUGGAUGAUUGUUUGAGAGCACAGUAGUGGUUACUGGUUAAGGAGGGGGAGGGGUUGCAGGAAAACGGAGAGGGUUGAAGUUAAACGCCUAUAUUCUGAAACAUGUACUCACUGGUGUUUUACAGUCGGAAUGCAGCAGCGUGUGCUGUUCACUGAUGGGGUCUGAGGAGGGCUGAGCAGGGAUAGGGCAGCUGUGUGCUCCACUGUACAUGGAGCUCGCUAACUGCGCUAACUGCUCUCCAAAGCAGGAGGCAAUGGCAGUGAGCUCGCUAACUGCGCUAACUCCACUCCAAAGCAGGAGGCAAUGGCUGUGAGCUCGCUAACUGCGCUAACUGCACUGCCCAAAGCAGGAAGCAAUGGCAGUGAGUUUGCUAACUGCACUGCCCGUGCAGGAUGGCAUGUGUUAGCUCGUUGUCCACUGCCACACGACACGGGCAAGGCUCUGUUUUACACUAUCCAAAGGGAAAAGGUACCGUUACGGAGAGCAGUCUGAGCAGCAGAUGGCAAUGAUCUGUACCAGCAUCAGAAAGCAGGUGGAAACCUACAGAGAGAGAUAAGUAGAGAAGUACAUGCAGGGUGUGAAAGUGGCUGUUGAGCGUAUUGUAAACCAAAUUCAGUUGUCUUUUAACAUGGGUAACAGCAACCCUUUUGGCGUGCGUUUUAGCUUGUGAAAUCGUGGGGUAUUUUUUAUCAGUGUUCCUAGGUAGUUGAUGCUUCCUAAAUUCUUAAUAAUUUCCUCUUAUUACUAAAACGAGGCGCUCUCCAGUGUUUUCUAAAGAUUUUUCCUGGACUAAGGAGCCAGAAAGUGAAGCGCUUCGCUCCGUAGCUUGGAUCUUACUCUCUGCGCCUGGAAUUGAAUCAGAGCUUGAGAGCAGAGAUCAUAAGGAGGGUGGGGAGGACGCUGAGAGAAAAAGGAUGUCGGUGCUGAGAAAUGAGACCGGACCCGUGUAUCCUCAAAGGUACAGUGCCAUACGCUUCUCAUUAGUUUGGUUUGUGGUCCCUGAAGGAACCAGAGGCAGCCGCCUCCUGGCCCCGAAUGUAACUGGGAGGGUUUAGCGCAUUAACGAGCCGGGUAGUCAUUAGAACGUGUCAUAGGCAAGGUUAGUCAUUGGUCAGCGAACGUGAAAUGAGUCGGAAAGAGCGGCGUUUGGGGGAGACGAGGGGCGGUGAAUUGAGAGUUGAAAGGUAGAGCGGGUAAAAUGAGUUUUUCGCACACCCUGCAGGAGUAUCCCCUAUUAGAUCAUUUCUGUAGGAUUGUCAAAUCUGUGGGUCUGAAAUCGCUUGGCCGAGGAGUGCAGAGGUUUCAUUUAGGACUGCGAUGAAGGUCUGCCUGAUGCAGCUGAGGUUUGAAUUUAGGAACACAGCUCGUUUAGGAGUCCCCCUGAAGUCACAAAUGGUCAGCAGCAAUGGAUGAAGUUCCAGUUCAGCCACAGAAAUGAUAGCAGAGGUGGACUUUACAUGUAUGUGGAUUUUUCUAUCCAAAAUCCUCCAGUAGCCCAGGCUACUACUUUCCAUUUCCUCUGGAGGUAUUCUUAAAUUACCAAGAAUUUAUUGAUUAUUUGUUUCCAACAAACUGGAAAGCCUGUAGUGGCUCCAUGAGUCAUUUGGAUGAAAAAUUUUACUUGGAGCAGCACGGUGAAGAAACAUAAAAACAUAUCCACCAUUGUGUAAUGUGAGCCUGGGAAUUCACCCAUAGGGUCAGGGUUUUCUGUGACCCCAUGGUGCAUGGCUCUUUCUGACUCCUAAACCAAUUUCCUGUUACAGAAAGAGAAGCUUUAAAAAAAGUCAUUUUUGAAUUUAACAUUUUUAUUUGUAAGAUGCGGUAUGUUAUGCUGGGGUUAUGUUAGCUGGGAUUUUGUUACUCUAUUACUCAGUGACUCACUACUGGGCCUCAAACAAGCAUCAGGCAAAACUGCAUGGAGUGAGAGCUCCAGAAGGAAAGCUCGAGUAGGACUUUAACCUUUACUUUCUGACUGGAUGAAGGAGGGUCCACUGGGAGUGGGUUGAGGUUUUCCCCCCCCAUCAAUGAAUCAGUAGGAGAAUGCAGUGCUAAUCUGAUCAUUUGAACCCAACGGGAAUGAGUCGUAUGACUUGAGACCAUGGACAUUUGCUGUUACCAGGUGAAUGAGACACACAGCUAAGACAAACAGAAGGAGACGGAAAUCGAUGUGGGCAAAUGUUUGGAAUUGAAACUGCUGCCCCACAUAAACAAAAAAAUGCAACUUCACAGAUGCAAUGGAGGAAGGACGUUAAUGUAUUGCUAUACUGCAGUGAACGAAGUGAGUUUUCUUUUACAUUUUCGGUUUUUUAUUUUAUUUAGGACAAUCUAUUACAGUGUGUUUCUGAAUUUCUGGGUUUGUGCUUAUUUUUGUUCGAUUCUUCCUCCUUGCCUUCAUGUUUAACUUGCAGCACCCCGAUAUCAGAUUUUACUCCAAUUUACUUUGUGUGUUUUUCGGUGUUUUUAAUAUAUUAGUGUUCUCUCUUACCCUGCGUACCUCCAUGUUAUGAUCAGUAAUUUCCCAUAUACUCUGCUGUCACUACUUCACUCACCCAGCGCAUGGGAAGCUGCUACGGAAACCAGCGUUUCCUUACUUUGUUCCCUGCCUGGGUCCUGACUGCCCGAGGGGUGCCUACAACUGGGGUUUAAAGCAAAUGAAAGGAUCAUGUGUUCAAAAGAAUGAUAAAAGAAGUAUAAAAACAAUUGCCUUGAUGGUUUGGCUUCAGGUCUUUGAGAGAAGGCCUUGCUUAUGACUGAACUGAAUCAUUUAUCCCCCUCAGUUCUGUGUUGUUUUGAGGUUGUCUGCUUGCCGCCAUUUUGUUUGGUUUUCCUUGACUAUGAAUGGAACCAGUGAAACCCACCUCCUUCUUGCCUAACUUGUACUAAGCCUCAUGCCUUGAACCAGACCUCUGGUGGACAGAACCCACAAAAUGGUCUUGCUCUUCUUUUUUUUAAGUUGACCUUUCACUUAUUUGUUUUUCUCAAUUGGGAAAGACUGGGAAAGGCACAACUCUAUAAGUUGAUGGUAACCCAAGCUUGAAAACAUGAAAAUUAAAUAAAGGAAUAUAAAAAAAUGACAAAUCAUGAACUUUGCAUUUGUAUUUCCAGAAUGGUCUUUAGGACACAGCUGAACUACAUCUGAAUGUCCCUUAUUUUGCACUGGAAAGGAAUGCUAUUGUGAGUUUAUAGUUAUGUUUUUAAAAAGAUGCCUUCCUCUGCUAUACAGGAACCGCAGGAGUAGACAGCAGUGUGGGAAGGGAGAUUAAAAGAUCGUAAAGAGGACUCCUGCGCUUAAAUGCCCCAGGAAAUAAGCUCUGCAAACAUCUUUUAGCUUGGCUGUGGGGAUGCAUUUCACCAGCAGGAAUAAUGGAAAUUAAAAAUAGGGAAGAGCCCAUCUGCUGCCCCUAUUAGCAGCGAGCAAUAGGCAGCUGCAGUUCAAAAGGGCAAAGGUCUUUCACCCAGGAUUAAAUGUGUAUGAUAUCUAAGCGGGGAUACAUGAUCUGUUUAAGCCUAGAUAGGUUUAAUUUUUUGAACCAUAGUGCAUUGCCUUAGUGGACAUAUUAAUAAUACAGCCUUUAUGUACCGAGAUAUGAAGGAUGGGUCAUGUUUUAUGCGGUCCUCUGUAUGCACAUUCAGUAGAUGCAAGGUCUGAAGUCUUAAUUUCAUACAACCAAAGGAGUGUAGUAGGAAGGGUUUGUUGCACCAGUUAUAUUGUAUGUCUUUAGCUCCUUUAUCUACAUUUUUCCAAUACAAUUGAACAUUUUAUUGAGCAAGAUUUCCUUAUUGGGAUUCAUAAUCUCCUUCAGAGAUCUGACCAAGGGAGUACAGUAGCUCAAAAUUAACACUAUGCAAUGAGACUUGUAACGCACAAUAAAAAAUACAGUUACACAGUUCCAACAA
Messenger RNA from Conger conger (European conger), 10415 nucleotides. RefSeq names its product kinesin-like protein KIF1C. Bases 712 to 4521 code for a protein of 1269 amino acids. Gene Ontology annotation, molecular function: microtubule motor activity; ATP binding; microtubule binding. The transcript is spliced from 23 exons. The record is from RefSeq and is a predicted model, not a curated record. Lineage: Eukaryota; Metazoa; Chordata; Actinopteri; Anguilliformes; Congridae. Gene Ontology annotation, biological process: microtubule-based movement.